Molecule: messenger RNA, 444 nt
Organism: Parnassius apollo (apollo)
Lineage: Eukaryota; Metazoa; Arthropoda; Insecta; Lepidoptera; Papilionidae
Source: the annotation of a GenBank genome assembly
AUGGGCGGCGGUAUCAAAGGAUGGGCGGCAGUGUCGAAGGAUGAGCGACACUGUCAAAGGAUGGACAGCAGUGUCAAAGGAUGGGCGGCAGUGUCCGGCAGUGUCAAAGGAGGGCGGCAGCGGCAAGGGCGCAAUGGCGGCAGACAAAGGAUGGGCGGCAGUGUCAAAGGAUGGGCAGCAGUGUCAAAGGAUGAGCCGCACUGUCAAAGGAUGAGCGGAACUGUUAAAGGCUGGGCGACAGUGUCAAAGGAUCGGCGGCAGUGUCAAAGGAUGGGUGGCAGUGUCAUAGAAUUGGGGAGAAGACGGCAGUAUCAAAAGAUGGGCGGUAGUGUCAAAGGAUGGGCGGCAUGUCACAGGAAGGGAUGUCCGUUACUGCAGUUCGAUUCGGAAGAGGCAGCCAGCAAUGGACUUUUAAAGGCCGAUAAAGAACAAGAAUUAUCAUAA